This is a messenger RNA of Closterium sp. Yama58-4, 5295 nucleotides long. NCBI's taxonomy places the organism in Eukaryota, Viridiplantae, Streptophyta, Zygnematophyceae, Desmidiales, Closteriaceae. The record is from the annotation of a GenBank genome assembly.
AUGGCCGCGAUAUCUCCUGUUGUGGCUAGCGCGAUUAGAGGCAGCGCAUUUGCGCUGUCCUGGAAGAGCGACGCCAAGAAUACUGUUUCCCAGCGACUCGCAAUUCGUCAAACGCGAUAUGAUGGUCUUUGCAAUAAGGGGAGCGGAAUUUCAGGUAGAGGCAUGGGAUCAGGACGACUGAUUGAACGAAACGCCCAGGCCAAGGUCCACGUGUCAAUCGCUGCAAGCCUUGAUAUCGACAUGGACAUUGCUCCUCCGCCUAUCGACGGCGACCUGACGGAGACGAUGGAGGAGUAUGGAGCGGAGUUUGAUGCGGAAGGGGUGCCUGUGACGUUCAACAACAAUGAUACGACGCCAUUAAUGCAGCCCUCAACUCUGUCGCUGUACGUCUCGUGCCUGGCGCAUCAGUCACUGCGAUCUUCAUUGUUACUGCUUCGCCUUCAUACAUCCCAGUCCCAUUUCCUUCCUCCCUUUUCAUCGUUCCGGCAUGACGCGGUGUCCUCCCCUGUCGUGCGACCUUUAUCUGGGGAAGACCGGAUUCGAUUCCUGCAUAACCAGACCACGGCUGAUUUCAACUCUCUCUCCCCUGGCCAGGGAUGCAUGACUGUGUUUGUGUCACCAACAGCCCGAACAAUUGAUCUCGCCACUGCAUGGGUUAUGGCCACUUCUGUUAUUCUCACAGUCUCACCCGGCAAAGCUCAGAAGCUGGUUACCACAAUGGACAGGUACAUCUUCCCAGCGGACAAGGUAUCAGUGGCGGACAUUUCAGAGCAAACGAGGCUGCUUGCCCUCAUCGGCCCUCAGGCACCCACGGUUGUGGAGAAGCUUGGUCUCACUCAGCUGCUGGGGCAGCCAGAAGGGGCCCAUGCACACUUUGCUGUUGAGGGGGCGCCGGCAACAGUGGGCGUGGGCAGUGGGCUGGGCGCCUCUGUGCCCGGAUUCCUGCUCAUGCUGUCAGCUGACGUGGCAGGUCGUGUGUGGAGCCACCUCACCGAUGGAUUUGGGAUCACCCCGAUUGGUGCAGCCGCGUGGGAGAGACUGCGAGUACAGCAAGGGCGCCCUAUGCCGGGGUCGGAGCUGACAGACGAGUUCAACCCACUGGAGGCAGCUCUCUUCCAAUGCAUCUCCACCACCAAAGGGUGUUACAUGGGCCAGGAGACCAUCGCUAGGCUGAUUACAUAUGACGGGGUGAAGCAGCAACUCUGGGGACUCCGCCUUGCCAACCCAGUCUCUGUUGGUGCCAUUAUUACAAACAAGGAAGGGGCAAAGAUUGGAAAGGUAACAAGUUGUGUCUAUGGCCCUCAUGUUCACGAUGGCACAACCUCAUGUGAGUACCUUGCUCUCGGAUAUCUCAAGCGGCAAGAGGGUGGAGAGGGCACUUUUGUGCUUGUGGAGGGGCAAGAAGCUGCAGUCACUGACCUUCCGUAUGCUCAGAGAAACCUCAUGAUUUCUGGAAUUGACCGCAAGAAUUGUCUCCAGGCAAAGCUUAGCAUUACACCGAAAGCUCUGCAUUUUUCAGUCCAAGCGAGCGAGCUGGCUCAAAUCGAAACAGCACGCGCGAAUCACAGCAUGUCGGACUCGGAGUCUCACGAGAGCGAGGCGGAUCACGUUUCCGGCGUGCCCUGCAUCUCCGGCCAACCGUCCUGCGGAGGCGUCUUUCUGCGCAACGUCUGGCCCUUCGCCGGCAGCGGGAAGAGCCUUCAAAAGAACUACCUCCACAACAGCGUCCGCACUGACGCGGACGAGACCCAUGGCGCGCAGCGCGACUCGACUCCGGACGCGAAAGCAGACUCUAACGCGGAUGCUGAUAUCGAGCACAAUGCGGAGCAGUCUGGCUCUGCAAGCGGCAAUGCCUCCCCGAUGAAGCGAGGAUUUCUCGGUCGCAUGCGGGAUAGAGCGAGCUCUCCUUUCCACCUGGCGUCGGACUUGAGCCAUCGCAUGAGCAGCAGCGGAAGGGAUAAGUCGCCGGGACGCGUCGCAGCUUCGAAACGACGCGGCAAGUCGGAUCGCUCCCCGCAACGCAGCCGCUCGAACAAAUCACCGCUCCGCGCAACGGCUAGUUCAAGUGAGAGCGAUGCCGCUGCCAAGAUUGCGGGGCUGGAUGCGAAUGCGGCGCGAGACCAGGCAUCUGGAGCGGGCUUGAGUCAGGCCGUUAGUGAAGGAGCCGUUUUAGGAGAUGUUGGUGAUGUGACUGUAGAGAGAGUGACUGUAAGCGAGUCAGCGGCAGUGGGUAUGGAUAUAAGCGGCGACGACGAGGCCGUGUCGGCGUAUAAGCCGAAAGAUGCGCAAAGAAUCGCGGAAAACGCGCCGUCGGAUCAGGGAUCCUCGGAGCCGAGCAUAUCUCAACCGUCGAUUGGGCAGGAGAAAAAUCCCCCGAACGUGUUGCAACCUCAAGAAGAUCAAAUGGCAUCGCCAGCAGCAGCCGUGGCUUCUGCCGCCGCGGAAGGCGCCGUGAUCUCCGGCGCGAGACACGGUAAGGAGGAGGUGGAGGAGGAGCAAGCGAUGGAGCACGAGAUGCAAGAGCUCACCGUGAGCGACGGGUCCGGGGGCACCAGUGUUCCCGUCAUGGCGGUAGGCGGAGUGGGAGCGGGAGCAUUAGCGGGAGCGAUAGCGGGAGCGGAUGGAAGGGAUGAGAAUCGGAGAGAAGAGGAGGCGGCGGUUGGAAAGGACGCGGAGGAAGGGCGGUCGGAGACGAAUGAGGAGGGGCGCGCGGAGGUGAACGAGGAUGGACGGUCGGAAGCGAGCUCGGACGUACAUGCUGCCACGCCUCUUCCUUCGCGCAAUGACGCGCAGUCCACAUCACCCGAGGAGGAGCCGGUGAUGCUGGACAGUCUGGACAGGUGUCUGGCGCUGCUGGGCUCGGGCAACAAGAGCAAGGUCACCAUGGCCCUCGUGGCAGUGCUCGCCUACGUGGCAUCUGGUGACGUGGACAACAUGAACAACGUCUACGGCGCCCUCCCGUUCUCUCUCCUCCAGGAGGCCUUCCGGGCAGCUGUGGCCAAAGGGAGCACAGGGUCAAACGGCAUGGUGGAGGAGGAGGAGCUGGUGCAUGCAGCGCUGGCGGUGCUGGCGCUGCUGCUGCAGGAGCCUGACCUCGCCUACGCGCCACAGACCACGCUGCUCGUGCCCCACCUCGUUGGACUCAUCCGCAACGGGUACGACCCAGUGGUGGCGGUGGACGCGUAUGAGUGUCUGCUGGGGGUGGCCACGGGGUCAGACGCGGGGCUCAAGGCAGUCAAGGGCGCGGACGUGCUGGGAGUUGUGGCCGAGAAUAUUCAGCGCUCCAGCCCAGGGUGCGAGUCACUACCGUCGGCCAUCCAGCUGCUGGGCUUCCUCUUCAUGAGUGGCGUGUCUGACAUCGAGAUGUACGAGUACAAGCACGAGUUCGCUGCUGCGGUGCCGGCGCUAGCGCGCGAGCUGGCACAGCGCACGGACAUGCUCAAGUACGAAGUGCUCAAGCUGCUUGUCGCCAUGCUCUCGUCCGAGCCUGCGGAGCCAGUGAGAUCGGUGGUGCAGACCUUUGAUUCGGGCAGCGAGGGCAGGCAGUGGGCGCAUGAUAUUCGGGCAGGUCUGGCAGACAUUCUGCUGGACAGCAACGGGGAGGAGUUUCGAAAGGAUGCUCUGCAGCUCGUGCGAGUGGUGGCAGAGAUUCAAGGGGAGGCCUGGCUCGUGGAAACAGGGGAAGGCGGAGGAGCUGAGAGCGGUGCGAAUGGGUUGAGUGCGGUGCGGCCGUCGCCAGCUGACCAGUUCCUGCUGGUGCUGCUGCAGGCUCUGAAGGUGGAAAUGCCUCCGCUGUUACAGGAGCUGGCAGUGCUGACAAUUGAGAAUGAGGAGGAGGCAGCAAAGGAUGGCGAGGGUGGGGAGGGCGGUGAGGGCGGCGAAGGGGAAGGCGAAGUGGAUGGCGAGGAAAAGGACAAGAUGAACGCGGACGCAGCGUGGGCGGCGCUGGGCGGCAAUCUGGACCGUAAGGCAGGAGGAGGGCUAGGGCGAGCAGGGGGGUUGGGGCGAGCAGGAGGGCUGGGCAAGGGGGAAAUCACGCGCAUGCAAUCCCUUGUGCCCACUAGUGAGGACUGGCGCUCCGUGGUGAAUGAGAUGGUGUGGGAGCCGCCGAAAGAUAAUGAUGAUGACCCGUCACUGUUGCAGAUAGAGGAGGAGGUUCCAGAGGAGACUGGCCCUCCUGAGGAGGUGAAGCGGCUGUAUCGGGUGCUGGGGGAUUGCUAUUGCCUGGUUGAGAAGGUGAUUGCGGCCCUGGCUGGAGCUGCUGCAGAGGUGGAGAAGGGGAAGGGGAAGGGGGGAGCGGGUGGGGAGGAGAAGGGUGGGGAGGGGGAGGGGAAGGAGGUGGCGACGCUGGUGGAGAGGCUGGGGGCGGAGACGGUGCAGGCGUGUGUGAAGCUGGUGGAUGGCAUCAUCAAAGACGUGCUCUUCUUCCUGCAACUCGCCCAGGAGCGGGAGCGGUAUUCGCAUGAUGGAGUUUUGUCUGCCAUCAAAGUGCUGGGAAGCUACCUGGCAGUGGCACCAUCAGCGCAUCGCAAGAGGGUGGGCCGGCUGCUGGGCUUUAUGCUAGGCGUGAAGGGGGAGGACGAGGACAGGCCGCUACUGGCAUCACGCUACCUGCUGCCCGCCCUGGUGCACAUGAGCAGUGAGCCCCGCGGCUGCAACACCAUCAUCAAGCGCGGCGGCCACCGUUUCCUGAUCGAGUACGUGGCGGAGACGGGGCGAACCAACAUGACGGGGCAGCUGCGGUCAGGGGCGGAGGGGCAGGCCAGCCUCAUGCAGGCCGCUGACGUCAUCCUCAACCUCUUCUCCCUGAGGCGGAACAUCAAGGUGCCUUUGGAUCCACAUGACUUUGUGCCACUGCUGGCAUCCAUGGCUGCAUGGAGCAGCGUCAAGAGCACGGACCCAAAGAUCACGUACAAGACUCUAGCGAUGGCAGCAUGUGUCAAUGUAUCCAUGCUGCAGCUCUCAUCAGAGGACAUAGUGAAGAAGAAGCUCGACCUGGCCACGUACAAGAAGCUGCCCGCGUCACUGGCGGUGAUUGUCAAGUUCCUGGAGUUUGGGCACCGCAACUGCAACUCCUUCAGCAGCGAGACCGAGAUCAAGGAGCUCUGGGACGUCACGCUGGGAUCGUGUCAGGACUGUCUGCUGCUGUGGCCGCAGCUCAAGCGGGCUAUAGUCAAGUCAGAGUACUGGGCUCGCGUCUCCCGGCAAAAGGCGGUGACACAGGAGAGGCUGAACCAGGUGUGCAAAGACGAGCGACUGCGGAAGCUGCUGGCGCUCGUUGCCUUUUCCAACUGA